This is a messenger RNA of Dendrobium catenatum, 4086 nucleotides long. RefSeq names its product transcriptional corepressor SEUSS. The record is from RefSeq and is a predicted model, not a curated record. Bases 875 to 3517 code for a protein of 880 amino acids. Lineage: Eukaryota; Viridiplantae; Streptophyta; Magnoliopsida; Asparagales; Orchidaceae. The transcript is spliced from 9 exons. Gene Ontology annotation, cellular component: nucleus; transcription regulator complex. Gene Ontology annotation, biological process: negative regulation of transcription by RNA polymerase II; positive regulation of transcription by RNA polymerase II.
AGUCCGCAAGGAGUCCAAGCAUUCUCACCCCUGUAUUCUCUGUUACCCUUUACCCUCGCGAGAGAGAGAGAGAGUUGAAGGACGCGAAGAGGGAGAAAGAAGGCGUCCGGGGUGCGAAGGAAUCAUCUACUUAUCGUCUUAAUCUGGAGCAGCGGAGGGCAUGGAGGACGAGGUACUAUUGCUGAAUGAAUAGUUGUUUUUUUUUUUUUGUUCUGCUUGGGCUGAGAAGAGGCGCUUGUGAAUCAUUCUGGGAUGUUUUGGUUAUGCUCUUCGUGCCGAGCAUCUUCAUUUCGCAGUAAGAUGUUUCAGAGGAACUGAGUUUAUUGGAACUUUGGAUUGCCAUUUCGGGCUUGAAUUUGCUCGGGUAGAUCGGUUUGGUUGCUGGAGGCGGUUUUGGGGCGGAGCUUUUAGUUUUGGGGGUUUUCGAGAUUUUAUAGGAUUUGUGAACAGUUGGCGAAGUGGCAGAAUGCAAAGAUUGAUCUGGAGGAACUAGGAAAGGGGAUAAUUUUUUCUUCUGGUUGCUCCGACUGCUGCGUAUCGACUUGUGGCAGGAAGAUCUAAUUUUUAACCAUUUUGAUUCUCGCACUUUUCGUGCCUAAUUCUUAUUGUAUUCAUUUUGGCGCUGGAUAUACGAUUCGUUCUGCUGUUAAGCGGCUGGACAAGGUUGAAGGGAAGAAGGGCUUUGAGAGGCGAGGCUGCAGGCUCAUUGAUAGGAGUUGGAAAAGGGAAACGUUGGUCUUUUUUCUUCUCCCCAGUUAUGCCCAAUGGAUUCUUUAAGGGAAAGUUAGUCCUUGGCACGAACAGAAGUUGGCAUUUCUUUUCAGUGCUUUGGUAGCUCAAGUUAGCUCUACUGCUUUUUUUGUCUCACUGGAGAAUGGUGCCGUCAGGACCACCAACUGGAGUUGGCAGUGCCCAGUCCAUGCCUUCUUCUCUUCUGCGGACAAACUCUGGCUUACUAGGAGCGCAGCCGGGCUCCAUCCCUUCUCAGCAGCCUUUCUCUUCUUUGGUUUCCCCUCGGGCACAGUUUAAUGGUGUUGCUAAUGGUAACACUAUGGCAUUGCUUGGUGGCAUCUCGAAUGUAUCGUCUCUCCUCAACCACUCGUUUGGAAAUGGAGUGCCUAAUUCUGGUGCUGGGAUUUCUGCCCAGCAAAUGAAUUCUCAGCAGCGAGGGGGUAUGGGAAACAGCUCUGUAGAUAUACUCGGUUCUGCAGAGCCUGAUCAACUAUCCUUUCCUUCACCAACUGGUCCAUUGCAGGGACAGCAUUUGCAAAACCCUUCAGUGACCCAGAUGGGUGAUCAUUCUCAUUCUCAGUCUCAACAACUGGAUAUGGUGCAGAACUUCCCUCAGCAGCUCACGGUUCCUCACAGCCAGCACCAGCAGCAGAGAGGAGGGCUUGGAAAUGUUGGUAGUAUGGCUCAGGUUAAGUUGGAGACGCAAAUUGGCUCUAACGAUCAGAGUUUCUCUGGACAGCAAUUGCAAACCAUGCGAAGUAUUGGUCCUGUUAAAAUGGAACCUCAACAGCUACAGUCUGUGCGAAGUUUAGUUCCAGUGAAGUUGGAGCAUCAGCAUACAGAUUCUUCAUUGUACUUGCAGCAACAUCAACAACAACAUCAACAACAACAUUCACAACAGCAAUUGUUGCAAAUGUCAAGAUCGACACCCCAUGCUGCUAAUGCUGCUGCACAAAUGAACCUAUUGCAACAACAAAGGUUAUUACAACUCCAACAACAACAACAACUUUUUAAGGCCCUUCCGCAACGGGCACAAUUGCAACAACAGCUGCAGCAUGGUCUUCCAAUCAGACCUCAAAUGAAAACCACAACGUAUGAGCCUGGAAUGUGUGCAAGGCGUUUGACCCAGUACAUGUAUAACCAGCAACGCAGACCGGAAGAUAACAAUAUUGAAUUUUGGAGGAAUUUUGUGAAAGAAUUCUUUGCUCCAAAUGCAAAGAAGAGAUGGUGUGUUUCUCUUUAUGGAAGUGGUCGUCAAACUAUCGGUGUUUUUCCACAGGAUGUGUGGCAUUGUGAAUUAUGCAACCGUAAGCCCGGCCGUGGUUUUGAGGCAACUGUCGAGGUUUUACCUAGGCUAUUGCAAAUUAAAUAUGCCAGUGGCACUUUAGAGGAACUUCUUUAUGUGGACAUGCCUCAUGAGUCUCAAAAUACAUCGGGUCAGAUUGUCCUAGAUUAUGCCAAAGCUGUCCAGGAGAGUGUAUUUGAACAAUUACGUGUUGUGCGUGAUGGUCAAUUGCGAAUAAUUUUCAAUUCAGAUCUAAAGAUAGCUUCAUGGGAGUUUUGUGCUAGAAGGCAUGAGGAACUUAUACCCAGAAGAUUGAUAAUACCCCAGGUUAGUCAGCUUGGCACUGUUGUUCAGAAAUACCAAACUGCUUCUCAAAAUUCAUCAUCUGGCCUCUCUUUGCAAGAUCUCCAAAAUACUUGUAAUUCCUUUGUUGCUUCUGCUCGCCAGUUAGCUAAAGCAUUGGAGGUUCCAUUAGUUAAUGACUUGGGUUAUACAAAAAGAUAUGUGCGCUUCCUUCAGAUUUCUGAAGUGGUUAAUAGCAUGAAGGAUCUGAUUGAUUACAGCAGGCAUACCGGUACAGGACCCAUGGAUAGCUUGAUCAACUUUCCUAAAAGGAAUUCUUCAGGCCUACAUUCUCAACAGUCCCAGCCACAAGGUACUCAACAAAAUGUAGUGCAGAAUUCUAGCCAAAACGAUCAAAAUUCUUUGAAUUCUCAUGGAACGGGUAUAGUUUCCAGUAACAAUGGUGUAGCAGUUGUUAACAAUUCCCUCAAUGCGCCAUCAUUAACCUCGACUUCCGGAACUUCUAUUAUUAGCCUUCUCCAUCAAAAUUCAAUGAACUCCAGGCAAGAAAAUCUUAUGAAUAGCUCUAAUAACAUGUAUGGUGGUGGGAAUCCUGUCCAAAUCCCUUCAGCAAGCUCUUCCAACUCAAUACCUCCAUGCCAACCCCAUCCAUCAUCAUCUCUUUUAUCUCCGACGCCAACUUCCAGUGACACUAUGAUUCCUGCUACUCAUAACUCUCGUCUGAAUCCCCUCACCUUGACACCCAAUAUGCCUGCAAUGCAGCAGCAGGUGACUCAAACCCGCGAACCCGACUUAACCGACUCGCAGAGUUCAGUACAGCAAAUAUGGAAUGAAAUUAUGAUGUCUUCUCAGCUAAAUGGUGUCGGCGCCAUGGGGAAUGACAUGAAGAGGAUUAAUUCUGUUCCUACUGGUCUAAAUGGAAGCAAUGGAAUUACCAACAGUCUCGGUGGCAAUUCUGGAGUUGGCGGCAUCGGGUUUGGCGUUAUGGGAGGGAUUGGCCCAUCAGUUAGUUCGAGCGGGUUGAAGGCAACCAUGGCUAAUAAUGCUUUGAAUAGAGUUGGAAUGAACCACUUGACUCAGGAUUCAUCUGCAAUAAGUCAUCAGCAGCAACAGGACAUGGAAAGCCGGUUGCUGGGUGGACUUGAAUCAGUUAACAGCUUCAGUAAUAUGCAGUUUGAUUGGAAGCCCUCUCCCUGACAUGUCAAUUGCUCUGUAAAUGGAUUACUCGUCUUCAUAAUCAACCGCUGAAAUAGUCCUAAUAUCAACCUGGAACUAGCUUCACUUCAAGCCUUAAUAUGGCAAAGGAGGUAGUUUUGUUGGCUUGUUAAUUUAUCAGAACGAGAUGGCUAUCAGUGGUUGAAAAAUACAGCUCCAUACAGUAUCAAAUCUUUCCUAUAGGAAGGCUAGAUUAUAAUGGGAGAGAAAAUUUGUCUAUAGAAGAACAAAGUGGAAAGCUGCUUCAUCUGUUGACUUUGAUGGCUUUACUACUACAGAAUUGCACCAAAAUAUGGGUAGCUCUGAUCCAUCUCCGAGGAUUUUGUAAACUAUCAUUCCUGACAAUAGCUUUUGUUAUCAUUUAUGUUUAGUAGAAUAUGUGAAAGAAUUAAUGGUUUAUAAUAGGUGAGUAUUUCAGAGUGUGGUAAUGGUGAUUCUACCUGCUUGAAAAGCUUGCAUUUUCUUGUACUUGUUUGCAUAGAUAUUAUAAAUGAGAAAAAUGAAUGAGGAAGCUUAGAAAUGAUUAAAUUCUAAAGGAAUUACUUCUAAAA